Messenger RNA from Ambispora leptoticha, 1488 nucleotides. The record is from the annotation of a GenBank genome assembly. NCBI's taxonomy places the organism in Eukaryota, Fungi, Glomeromycota, Glomeromycetes, Archaeosporales, Ambisporaceae.
AUGAUUACAGAAUGUCGAAAUCCUGUUCGUGAGACGUAUCAUCCUCGAUUAGGUGAUAUUUGGUCAUUAGGAAUUAUUUUCCUUAAUUUGCUCUAUCAUCGUUCUCCGUGGUCCGAUCCAAACCCAGAACAUUGUAAAUCUUUUGCUGAUUUUCAACAAGACAAAAUCGGCUUUUUGAUGCAGCAAUUCAAAAAUAUGCCAGAAAGUGUAGCUCAUUUCUUGUCUACUCGAGUGUUCUGUCGUCCUGAAGAAGGUCGCAUUAGCAUUAGAGAAUGGAAAGUAUGGUGUAAAAAUUUGGUUCCAAAGAUGUUGAAUAAUGAAGAAGAGGAGGAAUAUUGCAAUGUGGAUCAACUUGAUCUACACGAAUUAACUAUUUCUGCUGGUGCUCAAGUAAAUGAUGAGGAAGCUAGAGGUGAUUCUUCCGAAGAACAACAACACAACUAUGUUCGUAAGAAAUCAUGGUCCGAUGUCUUUGAAGAAUCACUGGAUAAAGAAAUGGACUUUACUGCUCCCGUUGUUUUCUUGGAUGAAAUGGAUAAUGGCCAGGCUUUUAUCGAUAAUAAUCAAUCAAAGGAGAAUAAAGUGGCAUUCGUCGAAACAACAACUACUACUUCUUCUACAGAGGUUCCCUUCUUCGAAGUAGUUAGCGAAAAUAAUGAAAAUAAGCGAGAAGACGAAGAAGAUCAGCAACAGGCAGAUGCCAGUGCAAUUAACAGUGAUGCAGACUCUGGCUUCGGUACAGACGAAGAUAUAAAUGGAAAUGCGAUGAUGAUACGAGCGCGUGUUCAACAGAAUGAUACCAGUGUUAAUGACAAUGAUAAUACGAAUGCAGGUCUUUACACUCCACCAAAAGUUAUUUACUGCAGACCGAGACCUUGGGGUGAAGAACGCAAUUCUACAACAUCCACUGAAAAUACUCACAUGCAGAAUAAUGAUCAUUGGAAUUCAUAUAACUUACGUCGUGAACGUCUUGAACGAAGAAAAGAAAAAGAAAAGAAGAGUCAGUCUGUGCGGAAUAGACGUCGUGGGUCUAGUGUAGGCGCUCAGGAUGCGCUAUCUUUCUCCUUUCCACAUAGAGUUCGUCCACGCCGAGUACUUUAUUUUAAGCCUAAUGUGACCCCGCCUACAAAGAAUUCACUACCACCUAGUCCCAAAAGAAACAAUCAUUCAAAUUCGGAUUUCGUUUCUGAAACUUAUGUACCACCUUCUAAUCCCGUGCGCAGGAAAUCAUUUGUUACACUGCCUGACCGUAGGAAAUCAUUGAAUCCUGUCUCUGACCGUAGAAAAUCAUUGACGCCUACGUCUACGUCUUUUGACGCGUCCACACAUUCACUUCAGCGUAAAAUUAGCCUAGACUUUGAUGAAGUGGAAAAAUCACCCAAAAUAGUCACAAAAUCCACCAAGAAUUCUUUGACUAAAAUGUUGGAGAAAAUGGUGAUUUUCAAUCGUGGAAUCAAGAUCGGUGGUCAAGGCAAGGAUAUUAUGUAA